AUGACGAGAAGUAUACUGCAGAGCGCGUUGACGUCUGGGUGCGUCAUGGCGUGCGGGGACGUGUUGUGUCAAAUCAUCAAUCCAUCGAGCGGUGGUGUGAAUGCCGCCGAAGAGGCCUCUACUUCUUCAUCAUCUUCGAGCGAUAAUGGUACCAAUACUACUACCGGGAAAAGAGAGGAAAACCACAAAAACACAAAAUAUUAUAACAUGCAGGCGAUGAUAAAGGAAUUAGAUUACGAGCGAACUUUACGAUUCUUUACGGUUGGUUUGACGUUGCACGGUCCGAUGUUUCACUACGCGUUGCCGUGGCUUCACCGAGUGCAGUUUUGUAGAGUCAAGCGAUUAUUUGGGAAUUGGCAGAACCACGCGUUGCCGAAAGUGGCGCUCGGACACGUGACGUUAUUCCCUGCUUACACGGCUAUGUUUCUGGGAUAUUUGGGCGUGUUAGAAGGACUUAAUUUCAGAGAGAACAUGGAAAGGAUGGAAUCGAGGCUGCCGGAUUUGUUGAUUUACGGCUCGGCGAUUUGGCCGGUGGCGAACGUCGUGAACUUUGCGUACGUGCCGCUACACAGAAGAUUAUUGUAUUUGAACAUGAUUGGCGUCGGUUGGAAUGCAUUCUUAAGUUUUCAAACGUGUAACGGAGCAGACGAGCAAGAAGGAGCAAACGAUGGGAGCAAUAAAGGUGGCAGCAAUAAUAACAAGUCGAGUAAAAUUAGAAGUAGGUACCUCUCCGAUUCCAAGUCGUUCGCCGCGAAAGCGGCGGUGAACUCUUCUCGAAACUAG
Messenger RNA from Bathycoccus prasinos, 783 nucleotides. RefSeq lists its product with no specific name. The transcript has a single exon. The record is from RefSeq and is a predicted model, not a curated record. The coding region runs from base 1 to 783 and encodes 260 amino acids. Gene Ontology annotation, cellular component: membrane; cytoplasm. Lineage: Eukaryota; Viridiplantae; Chlorophyta; Mamiellophyceae; Mamiellales; Bathycoccaceae.